CUCCCAGGGCCUGUCAUUGUGUCCAGCCCAGGCCACCCCUCGGCUGGACCGCUUAGUUCUGAGGAAGGCUUCACGGUGGGCCUUGGGGCUCACACGGGCCGGGGGCCUCUGCUUCCUCGUGCCCCCUCCCCCCAGUCGGGCAUCAGGAGGGGGACGUGGCUUGGGCACAGCUUCUCCCUCACUCUGGAGGGCGGCUUGGUCACCUCUGUCCUAAAGCCCUGGGCCCACCCAGGAGACGUCAGGAGGCCCCUGCUUGCCACCCCCACCCCUAAACUGAGCCCAUGGCCCGUCUCUCCCCCUGGAGCUGCGGCACCCAGACACCCAGGGGCCCCUCAGCGCCCUGCCAAGCCCUGGAGUGGGGAGCAGUCACCCGCCCUCCCCCAGGCUCAGCUGAGGGACAGGGUUUUCAGGCUGGAUGUCCUGUCUCUGUGAGGGCGGCUCCCUAGGGUCGUCCCCACUGCGGGGCAGCAAGGGCAGGAAAGAUGUCCCUGCCCUCGGAGACCCUGUGAGGGGACGGGGCCAGGGUCCCCACCGCACUGACCGGUGGCCUGCCCCAGACCAUGGUGGUCUCAUCCCUGGCCCAGCCCCACCUCUGUUGGCGCUCGGUUCUUGGCGCGGGACUCCCCCUGCCCCUUCUGUCCUGACGCACGGGCCUGACCAGGGUUGGGCCGCGCCUGCCCGGCCCGCCACUGCCGUCUGGCGGGGUGAACGAGGGCAUGGCCGGCCCCGCCUCCGGGGUUUGGCUCCUGCCCACAGCUGACAGCGGGAGUCGCCGCCUGUCUGUGCUCCCUGACUUACUGUGGACCCCUGUGGACCCCUGGGCCCCUUUCUCUUGGCCCUCACACCCGUCCUGGCUGUCCAGCCACAGCUCAAACUGAGGCUGGGGCAGGGGCUCCAAGGGAGAGUGAGUAGGGGCUGGGGGACCUGCAGUGGCCCCCUCAGAGGGCCCGGGGACACCCAGAGGCGGCUGUGUACGAUGGCCGCUUACCCUCCUCCUCCGCCACUCCCAGGGGCCUUUCCAGGCUGCUGUGGCUCCAACCACAACAUCCUUUGGGGUUUGGCCUGCAGAGCCAGGGCGGAUGACCCCCAAAUAGCCCUGGCAGACGGCCCCGGCUCCCGGGGCGCAGCCCGGAGUAUAAACGGGGCUGCAGGCUGGCGGAGGCCGAGUCCAAGCAAGCAGCAGCCACUGACACCAUGAGGUUCCCCGUGCUCCUUGCCCUCCUGGCCCUGGCCGCACUCUGCCUCGCCGAGCAGGCUGACGCAAAGCCCAGCGGAGCAGAGUCCAGCAGAGGAACAGCCUUCGUGUCCAGGCAGGAGGGCAGCGAGGUGGCGAAGCGACUGCGGCGCUACCUGGAUCCCGGGCUGGGAGCCCCAGGCCCCUACCCGGACCCCCUGGAGCCGAAGCGGGAGGUGUGCGAGCUCAACCCUGACUGUGACGAGCUGGCGGACCACAUCGGCUUCCAGGAGGCCUACCGGCGCUUCUACGGCACGGCCUAGGGCCCACCCGCUGCCUGCAGGACCCGCCAC
Molecule: messenger RNA, 1527 nt
Organism: Pteropus alecto (black flying fox)
Lineage: Eukaryota; Metazoa; Chordata; Mammalia; Chiroptera; Pteropodidae
Gene: BGLAP
Product: bone gamma-carboxyglutamate protein
Exons: 5
Coding region: 1195-1497 (100 amino acids)
Biological process (GO): regulation of bone mineralization; bone development; regulation of cellular response to insulin stimulus
Cellular component (GO): extracellular region
Molecular function (GO): calcium ion binding; hydroxyapatite binding; structural constituent of bone
Source: RefSeq, a predicted model, not a curated record